Brassicogethes aeneus is the source of this 1430-nucleotide messenger RNA. The record is from the annotation of a GenBank genome assembly. Lineage: Eukaryota; Metazoa; Arthropoda; Insecta; Coleoptera; Nitidulidae.
GAUGUCUCAAGGAGAAUAGGUCUUCAUAUCAGACAUAUGUAUGAGUCAUAUAAACCUUGAACACAUUAUUUGUGUCAUGCGCAUUGAAGCUUCCUAUAUUUUUAAGCAUUAGGUUGCUAUUACCGGCUAAUUUUCUUAUGCAUGCACGCGACUGUCAGUUUUAAUUUGUUACUCGUUAUACCUAUCAGUGUUUAAAGUAAGCGCAAACAUGGCUAAAAUUUACAUGGACUUGCCAAACGGAGCGAAAAUGCCUGCUGUUGGACUGGGAACUUGGCAGGCCAAGGAUGCAUCCGAAUUAACAACAGCCCUUGAAGCUGCCCUGGAGUUGGGCUACCGCCACAUCGACACGGCAUUGGUUUAUGAAAACGAGGCCAUAAUAGGAAAAGUUUUGAAAAAAUGGUUUGAUGCCGGCAAACUUAAACGGGAAGACCUGUUUAUAACGACCAAACUGCCGAUGUUCGCCGUCCACCCCGAUAGAGUGGAAGAUUUUAUGAAAACCUCCCUUAAAAACCUCGACUUGGACUACGUUGAUUUAUAUUUGAUCCACUUUCCAGCUUGUGUUAACGUGAAAAAUGGUAACUUUUUGGAAGGCUUUGAAAUCGAACCAACUGAUCACGUAGCUGUUUGGAAAAAAAUGGAGGAACAAGUCGACGCCGGUCGUACCAAAGCAAUCGGCAUUUCAAACUUCAACAAAUCCCAAAUCGAAAACCUUCUCAAAUCAAAUCCCCGCAUUAAACCCGCAAAUUUGCAAGUGGAACUUCACGUUCACCUGCAACAGCAAGAACUUGUCAAGUACUGUCUUGAAAAUGGCAUCACUGUAACAGCUUACUCACCACUUGGCAACCCUGGAAUAAACAAGUUUUUGGGCUCCAUUGGGCAAGAGGCAAGGCAAUUGCCAAACGUUUUGACAGAUGAGAACAUUAAGAAGAUAGCAACAAAACACAAUAAGACGAGUGCGCAGGUCAUGUUACGUUAUUUGUUACAAAGAAGUGUAAUUGUUAUCCCAAAAAGCGUAACACCGUCAAGAUUGAAGGAAAACAUUGAUAUUUUCGAUUUUGCGCUCGAUAAUACCGACAUGCAAACUCUUAACGGCCUUGAGGUUGGCGAACCUGCUCGCGUUUGCGAUUUUAAAAUCUUUAAAGGGUUGGACAAACAUCCCCAAUGGCCUUUCACCAAUUAAAAUAAGAGAUUAUUUUUAAGUUGGCACGCCUGGUUUAUAGAACAGGGGAUUCACACAAACACCAAAAAUAGAAGAAUUUUGCACAAAUUGUGACAAUUUUUGAGAAAUUUUCGUCCCAAAUAGGUACCUCACACAAACAGUUUUAUAUUUAAGUUGCACAUUUUUAAAUAAAAUAAGUCAUCCCUGUUCUAUGCUUUCAUCGAAAUAAAAUAAAUAUUUUAAUUCAUUGUUUUUUUUCCUUAAUAAAUUU